Messenger RNA from Perca fluviatilis (European perch), 4880 nucleotides. Its product is annotated as un-named sa1614. Bases 719 to 3730 code for a protein of 1003 amino acids. Gene Ontology annotation, biological process: positive regulation of GTPase activity. Lineage: Eukaryota; Metazoa; Chordata; Actinopteri; Perciformes; Percidae. The transcript has 28 exons. Gene Ontology annotation, cellular component: cytoplasm. The record is from RefSeq and is a predicted model, not a curated record. Gene Ontology annotation, molecular function: protein binding; GTPase activator activity.
GCACCGUGCACGCGCCUCUCCAUGCGGUUUGAAUAAAGAAGGAAAAAAGCAGGGGGAAAUCAGCUGAUGAUAAAAAAAAGAUGUUCCUAGAGCGGAGAAAAGAGACCGCAUUGAUUCCCUCAUCUGAGCCCGGUUCCAGUGUCCGGGUGGGUCCGGUUCUCCGCUCAGCUCCUCCGCUCUUUGUCAGGUUCACACACGGAGAGACCCGGCCGGGUUUGUGGGUUUUUCUCUGAAUGAAGCGGCUCUAUACCGAAUAAAGACUCGGCGGUUUUAACACGCUAAUGACCCGGGUCUGUUUUAAUUUGUCGGUUUUUUUUGCGGAAUUUGCGCUGUUCGGGGUUAUUUCCUGCUGGAUUGGAUCACCUUUGUUUGAAGCAAGAAGCGGCUGAUGCUGCGGUGCACGAUGAAGUCACACUGACGGAGGAAGCAGGUCUUUAAUCAGGCUACGGUUUUUAUCAGCCUGUUAGUGCGGAUUUAUCUUCAUGGGACUGUGGGAGUGUGAAGCGGAAACAGUCGGCUACUGAUGGGAUUCUUUGUCCUUUUUACACAGUGGAGUUUUAAAUUAAUAUUUUUUUUAUUAUUGAUCAUAUAGCUUAAUAGGUCUUCGCCUGCUUCCCUCCGUCUUUUGUGUGGAAUUGAUCUGUCAGUCCCGGACCUCUGUUAGACUGUUCUGGUCCUGGCCCGGGUGGUUCCGGUGUGUCCCGGGUUAAGCAGCACUAUGCCGGAGUGCGUGUCGGUAUCCGAGUUCUUGCAGGAGGUUCAGGAGGACUGGAGCUCCCCCACCACCUCCUCCUUCACCUCCAAGAUGAUCAACUGCAGGAACACCAUCUACCUGCUGGAGGAGGUUUUGGACAGUGACCGGUUGGUGUUGCAGAAGAUGAAGAAAGCUGCUAAAGCCAAAUACACAUCAGGACAAGACCACGUGUCUCACCUGGAGCAGUACAUUAAUUCGAUGGAGAAGCUGUCGGUCAACUGUCACUCAAACGGAGAGACCGAGGUCGGCUCUGCCUUCUGUCGAUUGGCCGACUUUUCUAAAGAGCUCCUCUCUCCCAUGAAGAACCUGCUAAAGAGUAUGCUCCACAACAUCAACUUCUUCCUGGACUCUCUGGUUAAAGGAGACCUGAGGGAGGUGAAGGGGGAUCUGAAGAAGCCUUUUGACAAAGCAUGGAGGGACUAUGAGAGCAGAUUUAAACAGGUGGAGAAGGAGAAGAGGGAGUUAGCUCGUCAGUAUGGGAUGGUGAGGACCGAGGUCAGCGGAGGAGAGAUUGCAGAGGAGCUGGAGAAGGAGAGACGCUCCUUCCAACUGAGCAUGUGUGAGUAUCUGAUUAAGGUCAACGAGAUAAAGACCAAGAGAGGCGUUGACCUUCUGCAGAACCUCAUCAAACACUACCACAGCCACAACAAUUUCCUGCAGGAGUGUGUUUCCACCACUCAGAGGUUGAAGCAGUACAUGGAGGAGCUGAAUGGAGUCCUGAACACGGUGAAGCAGCGUCAGGAGGAGGAGAAGAAGCAGCUGGUGACUCUCAGAGAUCAGCUGAGGCCAGUGGUUCACACAGAGCAGGACUCUUUACCUAAGCAGGUUUACAGUAUGCAUCAGCUGCUGGGAGACAAACAGUAUGGGACAGAAAGAACAGGAUUCCUCUACAAGAAGAGUGACGGGUUGAGGAAAAUGUGGCAGAAAAGGAAAUGUUCAGUUCACAACUGUUACCUGACCAUCGCACACGCUACUCCUAAUAAACCUCCUACCAGACUCAACCUGCUCACCUGUCAGGUUAAACCCAGUGUGGAGGACAAGAAAUGCUUCGACCUCAUCUCUCAUAAUCGGACCUACCACUUCCUGGCAGAGGAUGAAGCAGAGUGUGUGGCCUGGAUCUCGGUGCUCAGUAACAGUAAGCAGGAAGCUCUGAGUGUGGCUCUGGACGGGGGGAGGACAGGGGGAGGCUGCGGGGAGAGCAGCGUGGAGGAUCUGACCCGGGCCAUCACUGAUGACGUCAGGCGGAUGCCAGGAAACAACUGCUGCUGUGACUGCGGAGCACCAGAUCCUGGAUGGAUCUCGACCAAUCUGGGUAUCCUUACCUGUAUCGAGUGUUCGGGGAUCCACAGGGAGAUGGGGGUCCACGUUUCCAGGAUUCAGUCUCUGAGUCUGGACAGUCUGGGGACUUCAGACCUGCUGUUGGCAAGGAAUGUUGGUAACUCUGGUUUUAAUGAAAUACUGGAGGCCAACCUGCUGAGUCCAUCACUGAAGCCCUCCCAACAUAGCCACAUGGGAGAACGUAAAGACUUCAUUCUGUCAAAGUAUCAGGAUGUUCAUUUUGUGAGGCGGAGCCACAGCUCUACUGCAGUGCUGCGACUUGCCCUGCAGGAGGCGACCAAGAGCUGCGACAUCUACAGUCUGAUCCAACUGUAUGCUCAGAGGAUGGAGCUGAGCCAGCCGCUGCACACACACAUACAGGAGAGAGGGGAGACUGCACUCCAUCUAGCCGUCCUAUUGUCUGACAGGACGUCGCUGCACAUCCUGGACUUCUUAGCUCAGAACUGCUCCAACGUGGACGUGCAGACAUCAGCAGGGAACACGGCGCUGCACUACAGCUGUCUGCACAACAAGAGCGACUGUGUGAGACUGCUGCUGAGAGCCAGGGCCAACACACACAUCAAGAACGAUGUUGGGGAGACCGCUCUGGAUGUGAGCCGCAGGUUGAAGCACGGCCACUGUGAGGCGCUGCUGCAGCAGGCCCAGUCCAACCAGUUUGACCAUCACGUCCACGUGGAGUACGAGUGGAGGCUUCGACAUGACGAUCUCUAUGAUAGCGACGAUGACUUUGACGAAAAGAAUGGUCCAGUGAAGAAGGAGCGCUCCAUCUCGUCCUCCUCCUUCUCCUUCACCCCCCGGCCCUUCAGCUUCAGUCAGUCCGUCUCCUCCUCCAUCCCCAUUCCCCCACCCUCAUCUGGAGGAGCAGGAGGAGCAGGGGGUCUGCUCAGUGUGGGGAGGAGGCUGGCCAUGGCUAUGGAGCUCCACAGCCGGCCCUCUGGCUGCGCCUCCAGUCCCCCUCCUCCUCCUCCGUCCUCCCCUGCACCGCCACUGCCCCCCAGGGUCAAAGCUCCAAACGUUCCUCCCCCUCCUCCUCCUGCUGGGGGGGACGGAGUUGGUGAGGAAGAGGAGGAAGAGGGGGAGGUCUUCUUCCGUUUGACAGGAAACAGAAAGUCAACGCCUCCCCCUCCCAUCGCCGUCCGACACAAGAGGAGCUGCUCCGAGUCCAGCAAGCACGAUUAUGGGUUGCCAACUAGUCCCAGGAUCUACAGCGGUCCAGACUCCUCCUUUAAGAAGUGUGUUCCAGCUUCUCCUCUCAGCUCGCUGACUGAACGACCAGAAAGAGGUUUUCGGAGAGCAGAUAGUGACGGUAGCUCCUCCCACUUCCUGCACCCUGUCAGAAAAGCCCCUCCCAACGGGUCUCCCACCAAUCACCGUUCUCAGAGCUUUGAAAAUGACAGCAGACGCCCCGCCCCCCAGCCACUUCCUCGCAGAUCAUUGCCUCGGGGUGCGACGAGCCGCCGGGUUGAGGCGCUGUACGACUGCCAGGCUGACCACCACGAUGAGCUGAGCUUCUCUGAGGGACAGGUGCUGGUGGUCCUGGGACAGGAGGACAGUGAUUGGUGGCAUGGUUACAUAGAGGAUGAACCGGACCAGAAGGGUUUGUUUCCGUCGUCCUUCGUCCAGCUUCUCUCAGACUGACAUGAACCUGGAUCGGUGCAGACCCUGGACCAGUACAGAUCCAGACCUCAUCAGUCAGCAUGGAGAACCAGAACCAAACCAGAUGAGUACUGAGUACGGUCCAGUCUCAGAUCAUGUUGUCCCUGCCUUUUCUUAAUGAAGAAUCUAGACCAGACUAGAUCUUUAUGUAGCUCGGGUCAUGUAAUAAUGUUGCCAUGGAGACUGCCUCGCACAAACCGAUCAGCAACCAUUGAAGUCUGAUGUUGACGAUACUUUUAUUUAUUUAUUUAUUUUUAAUUAUUAUUAUAUUUUAUUUAAAGCACAAAUACUUCACUUCAAAGUAGAACAAUCCACUUGACUUUUAUUUUGAAGUUUAACUUCAACUUUUUUCUAAUUUAAUUUUCUAAUGUUUGUAAUGUUAUUGAUCCUGUGGAGAUCCAUCAGCACUUCUGUCCCAUUUCAGGCUCCGCCUCCUUAGAGGGGCGGGGCUUACAAGGUCCAGCAAGUGACCAGAGGACAAUACUGAAGACCAAAGAAUAAAUUCAGAGGAGGUGGAGCCUGAAAUGGGACACAGCUGAUGCUUCCAGCUGCCUUCAAUGUCACAAGAUAUUACGAUGCCUCAGUGAGUAAGUACGGCAGCGAGUUACUGACACUAUUACAUAAUAUUUUGGCUCAGUUUCUCAUGAAAACGACACAUUAUUUUUAUUUUUUCCCAUUAUAACAAGAGAUUUGUUAUGAUAUGAUACAUUUUCUUAUCAGUACAUACCAAAUAAUUCUUUUACAUAACUUAUUAUUUUAUCUAAUAUGACAAACACUUUGGGGUUUUUUAUAACGUGUAUAACGGAGUUAAAUAUUUGACGGAGGUCAAGCAAGUAAUGUUUGUUAUAACAACGUGACGAGGAGUUUGAUAAAGUGAUUUGUGGUAAAAACAAAACGUUUCUUGUUGAAACGGAAUAAUUUGGUAUCUAGUGAUAACAAAACAUCAAAGUCAUAAUAACAUGACCUUAAACAACCUUAGACUGAAUUUUUUUUUUAUCAUGGUGGCAGCAUUACACUGCCAUGAGGAAGAACUUUUAAGGACCUCAAAUUUCUCAGCAGAAUGUUUCUCAUCUGGGUUUGAUUGUCAACAUUUACCUCCUAGCUUUUGAUAAAAAAAGAAAAGAAAAACUCA